Molecule: messenger RNA, 672 nt
Organism: Cotesia congregata
Lineage: Eukaryota; Metazoa; Arthropoda; Insecta; Hymenoptera; Braconidae
Source: the annotation of a GenBank genome assembly
AUGAACUUCAAGUUUGAUGAGCUGAGCGUCAGGAUCGGGUCUCUUGAGACGAGGGUUAGUAAACUUGAGUCAGGCGCAUCAGGUGGAUGUUCCAAAGAAGUUGCUGAUAAAAUUUCUAAAGCCGCUAACAUAUUGGUUGAUUGCAAUUUUGAGCAACGUGCACUUCAGCUAGAGUCUCAGGCCCUUGAAAAUGAGCUAUCGAUCUCGGGACUGCUGGAGACAGGCAAUGAGGAUCUGAGUGGCAUAGUUGGUCAUCUUUUUGAGGCUUUGGAAGUUCCGUUUUCGACUACCAAGGUCAGAUUUGCUCGUAGGAUCGAUAAGCCUCCAGCGCAGAAGACUGGUUCGGCGAAUUCAAGGCAGCGCGAUAUUCUUGUUAAGUUCGACUCAAAGGAUACUGUUGAUUCCUUAAUUAUUAGUGCUAAAGGCAAGGUGAUUGCUGGUGAUUUUGUUGGUAACAAUGCUUCUUUGGACCCAGUUCGAUUGCAUCAUCGUCAUCCUCAAGCGCUCUAUAAAUUUCGACAGCAUAUUCUGAAAAGUUUUUCAAGUCUUCCCUCGCAAAAUGUUUGGAUUAUGGGAUCUGCUGUCUGCGUCAGACUAUCGCCUGAGAGGCCACCGCUAAGGCUUCUACCGUCAUCUGGCAUGGAGAUACUGAAAAAUAAAAUAACCCAAUAA